AUAUAAUUAUAUAAAUAAAUAAAAGUAGUGAGUCACAACAUAUACUCAGUUCUUCCCACAGUAUAUACUUAUAAAAUUCUGGGUUUUCAUUCUCAAAUUCAAACUUAUCCUCUUCCAUUUUCUCCUUUUUUUUUUUUUUUUGUUUGUUUUCUCUCUCUUCAAAUUUUCUCACUAAGUUGCGAAGGAUCCAAGUAAUUGCUUUUUAAUCUUUUGUUCAAAUUCUUUAAUUUUACCCUCGUUUUCUGCUGCUACUGUCAGCUUCGGAUCUGCAGUUUCUUCGCAUCCAACAAAAGGGUUGUUUCCAACAUUUGGGUCAAAACUUUAAUUUGGGGGAACGGAAAUUAAGGUUGGAUCUCGUGUGAAAAGUAUAAUUAAAUUGAAGAUUUUUUCUGGGUAGUGUGUAAAUAUUAGGAAAUUGGAAGGAAAUGAGCUCUGUGGCAUUGCUGGGGAGAUAAGUUAUUGAGUACUAUAAUGGAGAAUCUUACUUCAAAAGAUGGGUAUUUUGAUACUGAUCUUGAAAUGGGGGGAGCUUGUAAUAAUCUAGAUUUAAGUGGGGGUGAAGCAAUUGAGAACAAUGAAGGGAUUAAAUUUGAAGAAAGGGUUUCACCUUCGAUUACUAUGAGUUGUGGGGGUGAUGAUGGUGAGAGUGUGAAGUUGAUGGUAGUGGAUGAAAGGAAGGAAGGUGUAAUGGAGAAGAAGAUAGUUAAGGAGAGGCCGAAGGGGAUGAGUGCUAAGAAACCACCGAAACCCCCACGACCGCCUAGAGGUUUGUCAUUGGAUUCAGCUGAUCAGAAGCUGAUUAGGGAACUUCAUGAGCUUGCUAAGCUUAAGCGUGCUCGAGUUGAGCGGAUGAAAGCGAUGAAGAAGGCCAAAGAAGCAAGGGUUGCUUCAUCGAAAAACCAGUUAUUUGCUACUCUGCUCACUGUCUUGUUCUGCCUAGUUGUGCUUUUACAAGGAAUUUCUUCGAGAACUAGUUCAUCUGCAAGCUUCCAGGGAUCUCCUAUUUCGUCUGGAGUUACAGACCGCAGCAUUAUUUCUGUUCAGCAGAACCCAAUUUCAUCAGCAAGCUAUGUUAACGGACCUGGUUCUGAAUCCCCCAGAUUAGUGGAGCAGUCUUCUGGCGUUGAUAGAGCAGAACAGGCGAGUAGAGCAGUGGGAUGAGUGCUUUUAUGUUUUCAGAAGGCGUCAAUUUUGGUGCGUCUGGUUAUUCUUCCACUGAUGAAGAAGAAUGAAUGUGUAAACACUCAUACUAAUAACGAAAUCUGUAGCUGCUGUUUGAUUUUGAGAUGUACAUAGCGUGGCAUAAGCAUAAAGUAUGUGCUCCCUUUGCUUCAGUGGGGGGUUUGAAGCAUUUUACUUAUAAAUCAUAAAUAGAAUGACAAUAAUUUUGGUUA
This is a messenger RNA of Spinacia oleracea (spinach), 1394 nucleotides long. RefSeq lists its product as uncharacterized. The transcript is spliced from 4 exons. The record is from RefSeq and is a predicted model, not a curated record. Lineage: Eukaryota; Viridiplantae; Streptophyta; Magnoliopsida; Caryophyllales; Amaranthaceae. Bases 472 to 1161 code for a protein of 229 amino acids.